AUGGCGGAUGAUUUACCAAUUGCAGAAGCAGUUCGUUGUUUAAAGGAUCACUACGAACCAGGUGCACAUAACUCUUCAUCUGCAGUUCGGUAUCCUCAAGUGAGGGCCCCUCACUACGAAAUUAAGGCCAGGCCUGAUGAGCCUUUUCAUGAGGCUUGGGAAAGAUUUAGAGACCUCCUUCAGAAGUGUCCUCAUCAUGACAUGCCAAAAUGGAAGCUUGUCAACUUCUUUCAUAAGGGGCUCAAUGAGGCACAAAGUAUAAUUAAUGACAUUACUGGCCAAGAAGUUCAACUAGUAGCUAAUCCAAGAGGUGUGCGUAUAAUUAAUGACAUUACUGGCCAAGAAGUUCACCAUGAACAAGUGCAAGCAAUUACUACUCUGAGAAGUGGUAAGAGAGUUGAAAAUAAGGUGGAAGAAGAAGCAAAGAAGGAUGAAAAUUGGAAGAACAGACUUGAAGAGAAAAAUGAGCGGAAUGAAACAGCACAAGAAGUACCUCCAACUACUGAGCCAUCUCCAGAACAAAGGCAUGUUGUUAUGCCAUUCCCUCGGAGACUACAAGAAACAUCAAAGGCAGCAAAGCAAGCAAGCGAACUUCAGGACAUAAUGGAGAUGUUCAAACAGGUGAAGAUUAAUCUCCCAUUGCUGGAUGCAAUUCAACAAAUUCCAGCUUAUGCUAAAUUUCUGAAAGAUAUGUAUUUGGGUGCAAGUGUAAAUCUUCUUCCUUAUUCGGUUUACUUGCAACUCAGACUAGGAGAAUUGAAGCCUACCUCCACUAUUCUCCAAUUGGCAGAUAGGUCAACCAAACAACCUCGUGGUGUCAUCGAAGAUGUGAUCAUCAAAGUAGAUAAAUUCUACUUCCCAGUGGACCUUAUUGUGCUAGAUAUCGAGCCAGUUUAA
Cornus florida is the source of this 897-nucleotide messenger RNA. RefSeq lists its product as uncharacterized. The record is from RefSeq and is a predicted model, not a curated record. The coding region runs from base 1 to 897 and encodes 298 amino acids. The transcript has 4 exons. Lineage: Eukaryota; Viridiplantae; Streptophyta; Magnoliopsida; Cornales; Cornaceae.